CCCACCUGAGAUACACCGGUGGCGGGCCAUCCGGGACGGCCGGCGUACCGGCGCCGCCCUCCGGGGCCGACCUUGACGCGCCAACAUAAGAUCCGUCCAACUGAAGGCGCUCCGUGGCCGCGCGGCGUCUGGGAGCGCCAUGUUGGCGAGCGACGGCUGGCCGCCGACCGCCGAGCACGAGUGUCGCGGCGGUGGGGGUAGCACCGAGAGGGCCUGUGCGUGGCGACCGAGCUGUGGUGACCGACGGUGUGGCGGUGCCGUCGACAAUCGUGGACUGCGUGCGAGGAUGCGUGGCGGCUGACAUGAGGAUGGAGGCCGACUCGGCCGGAGCCCAGGGCGGCGAGCGGGUCGUCUGGGAGUACCACCACGUCUCGCUGAACCGCGUGCCCGGCUAUGGGUUCGGUAUCGCCGUCAGCGGCGGCCGCGACAACCCGCACUUCACCACCGGCGACCCCAGCAUCGCCAUCUCUGACGUGCUCAAAGCCGGGCCAGCCGAAGGAAAACUGCACGUCAACGACCGUGUGCUGAGCGCCAACGGUCUGUCGCUGGAGAACGUCGACUACGCCACAGCCGUGCAGGUGCUCAAGGACUCGGGUGCCAUGGUACAGCUGCACGUGAAGCGCAGGGUGGUGCUGCCCGCCUCGCUGGAGCCGCAGAUCCUCCGCAUGACGCUGACCAAGGGCAGCCGCAAGGAGGAUUUCGGUUUCCUGCUCGGGUGGCAGCCGUUCGUCAAGGAGAUUGUCCGCCGGCCGUCGAUCGUCGAGCGCGACGUCACGCUGCACGAGGGAGACGUGCUGGUGCGCAUCAACGACCAGCCCACGGACAGCAUGACGCCCAAGGAGGUCAAGAAGCUGGUGGAUGCGGCCCGCGAGCGGCUCAGCCUGACGGUGCGCCGUGAGCCGAGCGCGGCCGGACACCACAGCAAGGAGAGCUCACAUGCGCCAAACCGCCCCAGCUACGGUGCCAGUCCGAACCUAUACGUCCAGCCGCCGACCCGUAACGAGCGAGACCACCGACCGGCGGGCCGGCACGGUGCCGACAAAAACAAUCUGCUCAGGCAGAACGGUCGCUCACGGGGUCCUCUGAUGGACAUAUCACUGAGCCAACUGGACCAGCCGGCUACUCCGCUACUGCACGGCCACCCGGGUCAGGGCGAUCCGCCUCCACCGCGACCGCCGCCACCGAGGGACUCAGUGGAUGGUCUGAUGACCAACGGUCUGGGCGGUCCUCAGCGGUCACCGGGACCCGGCGACACCUGGCACGAUAUGUAUGGCUCCCGGCGACAGUCCAGCUACGACCAGCAGUCGCCCAAAUCCAAGGGACCAGAGCCCGACCCUCGGUUCAUCAGUUUCCAGAAGGAGGGCUCGGUCGGUAUCCGACUGACGGGCGGCAACAAGACGGGCAUCUACGUCAUAGCGGUGCAGGCCGACUCGCCGGCCGCCGUCCAGGGCCUCCAGCCCGGCGACAAAAUACUGAAGGUGAACGGUAUGGAGAUGAAGUGCGUCACCCGCGAGGAGGCCGUGCUGUACCUGCUCAGUCUACAGGACCAGAUCGACCUGAUCGUCCAGUACAAAAAGGCCGAGUUCGACCAGCUAGUGGCCGCCCAACAGGGAGACUCGUUCUACAUUAGAACACAUUUCAAUUAUGAGCAGGCGGACAAGAAUGAGCUGAGCUUCCGUAAGGGUGAUAUAUUUCAUGUUGUGGAUACUCUGAAUAACGGCGUGGUCGGCGGCUGGCAGGUGAACAGAAUCGGUCGAAACAACGAGGCCACGCAGAAGGGCGUGAUCCCGAACAAGGCGCGUGCAGAGGAGCUGGCCACGGCCCAGUUCAACGCCGCCAAGAAGGAGCACACGUUCAGUGAGACGCGCAGCCGGCUGUUCAGCCGAAAGCGGCGCCAGCGGCGCUCCAAGUCUCUCGGCAAGGAUCACUGGGAGGACCUCGUGUUUGACGACUCCGUCUCCAAGUUUCCCGCCUAUGAGCGCGUCGUGCUCCGCCAGGCCGGCUUCGUGCGGCCGGUGGUGCUGUUCGGAGCGGUGGCUGACCUGGCUCGACAGCAGCUACUCAGAGACCUGCCCGAUCGACUGGCCGCGCCGCAGCUGGACCCGGGCGCCGAGUCCAAGGCCAAGAGCUCGGGCAUCAUCCGUCUGAGCGCUAUCCGCGGCCUGGUGGAACGCGGCCGGCACGCUCUACUGGAUGUGACGCCCAACGCUGUGGACCGACUCAACUACGCCCAGCUGUAUCCGAUCGUGGUGUUCCUACGAGCCGAGAGCAAGCACGUCAUCAAAGAAGUGCGCGCCGCCGCCCGCGCCACAGACAAGCCCCAGCACAAGUCGAGUAAGAAGAUCUACGAGCAGUGUGUGAAGCUGGAGAAGCUGUGGUCGCACCUGUUCACGGCCACCAUUACUCUGACGGACGCCGACUCGUGGUACCGCAAGGUCAAGGACCUCAUCGAGAAGCAGCAGAGCGCGCCCAUCUGGAUGUCCGAGACGAAGCCCGGGGAGGCCUUCUCGGACGACUUCCUGUUCCCGAUGACGUCUCGUCUGUCGUACGCCUCGUCUCCGGAGUCUGAGCCGGAGGGCGGUGACCCGGUGCGUCGGGAGACGGGCUCCGACCCGCACCUGCUGCGCAGCUCGUCCGACCCGAGCCUGGCGGCCGACGACCUGCCGCCGCCGCUGGCAGCGCUGGGCGGGCCGCCGCCCUACACUCCACAUCAGGAGCCGCCCCGCGCGCCCGGUCACCGCCACUCUCACGGCGGGGACAGUCGGUACGGCUUCUCAGCGGGCCGCUACGUGUCGGAGCGGCCCGGCGGCGGCGACGGCCCUUCUCCGGGCAUACCGCGCCGCCUGCCGGCCGCCAGUCCCGGCUCCGGGCGACACUCGCCCUACCAGACGCUCCCACACGAGUUCCGAGCCGGCGGACAGCCAUCACCGGCGCGCGGCGUCGACCGAGAGCCUCCCUCGGCGCAGCACACCCCGUCCCGGCGGCACGGCUCGGGACAGCGCGGCUCGCUGCCGGAACAGGCGGCCGGCCGCGCGCCGCCGGCCGACGGUCUGGCGCACCAGUCGCACCAGCGCACCUCGCUCCAGGAGCACCAGGUAGCGCGCGCCCUGCUGCCCGACUCGCCGCCCAAGGUGGACCGCAGCAGCAAACCCUCGGCUGGUGUGGUCGGCACCCGCAGCUACGGCCGCGCCUCUGGCGGCCAGAUGAGGAACUACCUUCAGCGGGACGAUGGGAACUACAUGAACUCCGGAAAGAACUACACGUUGGAUAGGUUAAAAUCCGCGAAUUACGACAGCGGCUCGCCCUACGACUCGUACCAGCGGUUCGCCAACAUGCACGACGACCUGAAGGCGUCGCGCUCGGCGGGCGCGGGCGACCACGGCUCCCCGGGCGGCUAUGGGGGCAGACCGUCCGACCCGUACCGGCUGGCGCCGCGCGGACAUACACAGCCGUCCUACUCGGCCGAGCGCGAGCUGCCGCACACUGGCCACGGCGGCCGUGGCGACUACAGGCCGAUGCCGCCUCCCAAGAGCGGCUCCAACUACAAGCCGAUCCCGCCGCCGAAGCCGAAGGGCGGCCGGGGCCCGCCGCCAUCCGCCGGCGACCCGUACUGGCGCGGCGGGCCCGAGUCGGCGCCACGGCCGCCGGCCGACUCGCGCGCUGCCAGCCGCGAGGACUUCAGCUACACUAACGGCGAGGAGCCGGGCGGCGGCUUCGACUCUGGGCACGGCUCCAGUCUGGACCGUAACUACGACCCGGCCGGGCGCACGUACAUCAACAUGAAGCCGGCCAGCGGCGGCGCCGGCUACUACCUGAACGUGCCGGGCGCGCCGCGCGAGCCGCCGCCCACCGCCGGCCUCGACCUCUGCAACCGGGACCAGCGCGGCAGCGCGUUCGAGCUCUACCGGAAACCGGACAACGCGCGCUACCUGAGCUCGGACGGCGCCCGGUAGGCGGGAGGGCGUCUGGGCGGGGAUCGAGGAUAGGUCCUGCGAGGGACCGGGGCUACAGGACCGUGCUGGGCACCGGGUGGACGGAGCCGGGCUCACGGGAUGGUGACAGAGCACCAACACCACAGGAGGGUGUUCUGCAGCGGCAGAGCGGCAGCUGGGGGAGCCAGCCGUCCGGUCGGUGACGUUUGCCUUGUGUUGUGCGUAAAAUGUUAUCGUCAGUGCCUUUGAUCAUGUGUAUUUUGUCACAAAUCAAAUGGUUUACUAUACUAUAGUUGCUGUUCAUUGCAGUCAUUAGCUAGAUAUCAUCAUCGUCAUGGUGCCUUUCAAAUGAGCAAAUAUCGUUUUAUUAUUGGAACUAUUAAUGCGCGUUUCAAUGUUGGAAUAAACCAUUGCCAUGA
Amphibalanus amphitrite is the source of this 4351-nucleotide messenger RNA. Its product is annotated as tight junction protein ZO-1-like. Gene Ontology annotation, biological process: cell-cell junction organization; protein localization to cell-cell junction; cell-cell adhesion. Lineage: Eukaryota; Metazoa; Arthropoda; Thecostraca; Balanomorpha; Balanidae. Gene Ontology annotation, molecular function: cell adhesion molecule binding. The transcript has 18 exons. Gene Ontology annotation, cellular component: bicellular tight junction; plasma membrane. The record is from RefSeq and is a predicted model, not a curated record. The coding region runs from base 303 to 3953 and encodes 1216 amino acids.